UGAAGGCCAAAGGGAGAUGAUUGAUCCCCAGGAGGCGGCUGUUGCAGCACCUGACACCCCCCCCCAUACACCCACCCUUCAAGGAAGUGCUCCCCGCGAGGCAAGACACAGGAAGCCGAGCUAAAAACCGCAGGACAGCCCAGGGCAGGGUUAGGGGCUGCCAGCCACCUAGGCCUGCAAUCUUCUCCCGCAGAGGAAUUCUGGUGCUACAGCUUGGGGAUCCGGAGAAUUUUUCCUGGUGCUGGGGAAACCCCAAGACCUCACAAUGAAGUCCCUUCUGCUACUGCUGCUCCCCUUCUUGGCGCAGGACUCCCACUCCUUCGAGGUCCCAGAAAAGGAGAAGGAUCCUCAGUUCUGGCGGCUCCAGGCCCAGGAGACGCUGCAGAGAGCUUUGAGCCUUCAAAAGCUGAACACCAAUGUGGCGAAGAAUAUCAUCCUCUUCCUCGGAGACGGGAUGGGAAUCUCCACCGUGACGGCCGCCCGUAUCCUGAAGGGCCAGCUGCAGCAGAGAACCGGGGAAGAAACCGUAUUGGAAAUGGACCGCUUUCCAUUUGUGGCGCUGUCUAAGACCUACAACACCAACGCACAAGUGCCGGAUAGCGCGGGCACCGCCACCGCCUACUUAUGCGGCGUGAAGGCCAACGAAGGCACCGUGGGGGUCAGCGCAGCCGUGACGCGCUCCCAAUGCAACACGACGGCCGGCAACGAAGUGACCUCCAUCCUCAAGUGGGCAAAAGCAGCAGGUAAAUCUGUGGGCAUUGUCACCACCACCCGCGUCAACCACGCCACGCCGAGUGCUGCUUAUGCGCACUCGGCCGACCGGGACUGGUAUUCGGACAACGAGAUGCCCCCGGAAGCGCUUCAGCAGGGGUGCAAAGACAUCGCCCACCAGCUGUUUGAGAACAUCCCAGACAUCGAGGUCAUCAUGGGAGGAGGCCGGAAGUACAUGUUCCCCAAGAACACGAGCGACGUGGAGUACCCGGAUGAGGAGAAGUACAAAGGGACCCGGCUGGAUAAUAGGAAUCUGGUCCAGGAGUGGAAAGAUGCCAAGCCCAAAGAAAAGAAUGCCGUCUAUCUAUGGAACCGGGAGAGGCUGAUGGAGCUGGACCCAGCAAAAGUCGACUAUGUUUUGGGUCUCUUCGAGCCCAUCGACAUGAUGUAUGAACUGAGCAGGAACAACCAAACCGACCCUUCCUUGACCGAAAUGGUGACAGUGGCGAUCCAAAUCCUCCAGAAGAACCCCCGUGGAUUCUUCCUCCUGGUCGAGGGCGGCAGGAUUGACCACGGGCACCACGAGGGAAAGGCCAAGCAGGCCCUGCAUGAGGCGGUAGAGAUGGACCGGGCCAUUGGCGAGGCUGGCAUCCUGACCUCUACCGAAGACACUCUGACGGUGGUGACCGCGGACCACUCCCACGUGUUCACAUUUGGGGGCUACACAACCCGUGGCAAUUCCAUUUUCGGGCUGGCCCCGAUGCAGAGCGACAUGGACAAGAAGCCAUUCACUUCCAUCCUGUACGGAAACGGACCCGGGUACAAAAUAAUAGCUGGAGAGAGAGAGAACAUCUCUGCGGUCAAUUUCACUGAUAUCAACUACCAGGCGCAGUCAGCCGUCCCGCUGCGCAUGGAAACCCACGGAGGGGAGGACGUGGCUGUCUUCGCCAAAGGCCCCAUGGCUCACCUCCUCCACGGGGUCCACGAGCAGAACUACAUCCCCCACGUGAUGGCUUACGCGGCCUGCAUUGGCGAGAACCGGGCGCACUGCCAUUCGGGCGCGUCAGGCAGCCGUUCCGGAUCCGUCCCUCUGAUUUCGGCCAUCUUCUCCGUCCUCCUGCUCCGAGUUUUGUUUUAAAGGCGCAGCUCUUCGGACUCUCUGGCUCGAGGCUUUUUUUGGGGGGAUCUGUUUUGAGAUUUCCAGCCUCAAACCUCCUCGAGGGGUUUCUGGCUUCACGGAGGGGAAAACUACAUUGGACGACUCGGCUUACUUCCCCGAGGAACUGCUGUGCUUGGGAACAGAACGGUCCAUGGCGUCAGGAUCGGUGCCAAUCGGAGCAGCUGGAAAAGCCGGGAUAUAUUUUUUUUACUUCUCACUCCUCUUAAAAGAGAAGGGCUUGUCCCGUUGGAACAGGAAGGAGCAUGCGUGCCUGGCUCACCUCGACAGACCUUAGGCAUCUCCGGGCCUUGAACUCUUCCAAAGACUGUUCCCCGAACUCUCCCAAAGCCAAUUCAGAAUAGAAAUACGACACCUGGUAAGGGUGUCCCAUUUGCCCACUGUCCCGGUUGCCCGCUACGAUCCAGUGGUGGGAUUCAGCCAGUUCGCACCUAUUCGGGAGAACCGGUUGUUAACUUUCCAAGCAGUUUGGAGAACCGGUUGUUGGAAGAAAUCUUACUUCGCUUUUUUCCCACUUUAGAGGGCUAAUCCUAUAAGGAAGGAAACAUUCUGGUGGUGUUUCUAGCCUAAUCUUUAUUGCCCUGCUUACAGAAACUGCCUCUCUGGUUAACCCUUAUUACAUUGUAACAGCUAAGGCGAAGUGCCCGUCAACAUGAGUGACGUUGAGUUGGCCACGCCCAUACAGUCACAUGACCACCAAGCCACGCCUACCCAGCUGGUCGUUAGGACAGAGAACUGAUUGUUAAAUUAUUUGAAUCCCACCACUGCUUUGACCUACUUUCGCUUGUAAGUGGCAGAACUCAAGAGACAGUCACAUCUGUCCACAUCAGCCGUGUCCCUUGAUUUGAGCCCCGAAGAAAUUUCCUAGCAGCUUCUAAGUGCCUCUCACAUUCCCAAAGAAUGGAAGUCACAGGACGUCCCGGGCAGGGGUGAUCCGGGGCACGAAGGCCGUAAAUUACCGAACCCCAUAAAAAAGAAGAUCUGUGCCUCAUUCCCAUCAAGUCAAGUUUUUCUGCUGCCAAGAUCUGGGACAAGAUGGCCCUUUGUAGCAAUUCUGGAGACUUUUAAAACAUGUCGCCCUUUACAUCCACCCUCCCCACACAAUUAAGAAUUGUGACUUAAGCGAAUGAAAGUCUGAAAAGCAGAAAACUCUGCCGCAGGGCAAGGAAUCCCAAGGAAGGCGGCAGAGGGUGCCAUCGUAAUAAGCCAGGGUGGGGUAGGCCCUGUUGUAAACGCCGCCUCUUGUUACGCACUGCAGUUUGCAAACAACUCGGCUUUGCAGAUUAGCACAACGGGCAAACCCGGUUACUGUAUGCAGCUUAUUCAGCAAACCCUGGUUAAAGGCAAAAAAAAAAAAAAGCUUAAUUUGAGAGGUGGGCAAGAAUGACUGCAGACUCCACCCUAAAGGUGUGUGUGGGGGGGACACUGCAGUGUAAAUCUUUGUGGGGGGCAGAGAGCUUAUUAUGGACUGUGUCCCUCCUGGCGCAGAAGGCUGAGUUGUGGGGAAGGAAAGGAGAACUGGAGGGGGCCCGCUGCCCUUCACAAAACAGGAAGGCUAGAACGAAGUCAGACAGGUCUCGGCAGUGAAUGCCCCAACCGGAGGUCAGACUUGCUGUGGCUCUUCAUGUCUCGAGAGCAACUCCUUGUCUUUACUUUUGCUUCUCGGGGCAACCAAGGGGCAUCCAUUGUCCCACAACCGGUCUUUAAACACCAUGGAAGUCAUUCCCGCAAGACACCAUGGAAAAUCUUUCUCUUCCUCUUCCCCAGCUGGAAGCCAUGAUGGAUGGGCAAGGGUUCGCCUUUAGAGGCCGUGCAUGGAAGGGGAAGAGGUCUGAACUUCUCCAGAGGCUUCUGGUGGCCGCACUAGAGCACUAGGGCUGGGCUCCCGGUCAUCGUCGGUUGGGUGCAGCUUGGCUUCUCGCAGCCCUUCCGGUCUUCCUGACCGUUUGUUGGGCAGGGAACGAGUUGGGGGCAGCCUCUUUGCCCUCUGCAAGGACAGGACCAGUGGUGUUAUUCAGCCGGUUCUAUCCGGUUCGGGAGAACCGAUUAGUGCUUGUGGCAGGAGGCUCCGCCCACCCGCCCAGACGUCAUCACGUCCCGUUUUUGACGCUCUGUGCCUGCGCGGAAGGCUCUGCACACUUGCAAACUGGUAGCGGAGGUAAGUAUAUACUACCCCUGGACAGGACCUUCACCUCUCCCUGCUACUUUGGCAGGGCGAAGUCUUUUAAGAGCACGGGGAGAUUUUCGCUUCCAGACAGAGAAAGCGUCAGACAAGCAGCUUCUUCAACUUCGAAGGAUGGAUGGAAGGCUUCUGUGCCAAAGAAAAGGCGCCCAGAUCGGCUGGCAGGAACACGGGCACCUUUAGGGAGAGAGAGAGAGAGAGAGAGAGAGAUCAGUGGGAGUUGCUCUCACUUUAAAAACAACAACAACUCUAAAUUGAUUUUUUUUUUGGGUCUUUGUUUGCAUAACUUUUAAAAAAUUGAAAUUUGGGGGU
Messenger RNA from Ahaetulla prasina, 4382 nucleotides. RefSeq names its product alkaline phosphatase, biomineralization associated (gene ALPL). The coding region runs from base 266 to 1849 and encodes 527 amino acids. Gene Ontology annotation, molecular function: alkaline phosphatase activity. The record is from RefSeq and is a predicted model, not a curated record. NCBI's taxonomy places the organism in Eukaryota, Metazoa, Chordata, Lepidosauria, Squamata, Colubridae. Gene Ontology annotation, biological process: dephosphorylation. The transcript has 12 exons. Gene Ontology annotation, cellular component: plasma membrane.